Hordeum vulgare subsp. vulgare (domesticated barley) is the source of this 901-nucleotide messenger RNA. Its product is annotated as replication protein A 14 kDa subunit-like. Gene Ontology annotation, molecular function: DNA binding. Bases 281 to 610 code for a protein of 109 amino acids. The transcript is spliced from 4 exons. The record is from RefSeq and is a predicted model, not a curated record. Gene Ontology annotation, cellular component: nucleus. Gene Ontology annotation, biological process: DNA replication; DNA recombination; DNA repair. NCBI's taxonomy places the organism in Eukaryota, Viridiplantae, Streptophyta, Magnoliopsida, Poales, Poaceae.
UGCUUGGCCCCAAAUAGCCUCCCUUUCGCCGCGCCGCCCGGCUCACCCGUUCCGAAUCCAGCGGAAUCCCAGCGCGGCCAAGAUCAGGGCUGUCCUCAGCUGCGCCACUUCGAACUUCGAAGGCUUCCAUCUCUGUCUACGUCUGGGGUAGGGUGCGCAGGAGUAGAUAGAUUGAUCGAGGCUCAUCCCAUCUCCUCUCUCGUCGAAUCCAGAUCCGGAGGUUUCCGCGAUUUAUCACCCGUCUAAUCUGUCGUUCUACUGGAAUGGAUGUCGUCCUGACAUGGACAGUGAUGCGUCAUUUCGUUCAGCAAUCGUUAAUGGAGAGACCCUCAAGAUGUUUGUUGGGCAAAGAGUGCGCACAGUACUUAAAGUCCAGCACACUCAAGGUGGACUUCUUGUUGGGCAGUCGACUGAUGGACAUCAGUUGACCAUCAGAGGUGCCACGGAAGGCCUUAUGUCAAAUUAUCUAGAGGUUAUUGGGAUUGCUGACAACGACCAGUCCAUCACUGCUGAAAGUUCCAAAGAUUUUGGUGAAGACUUUGAUGCUGAUGUGUUCAAUGGGCUGUGCAAGCUUGUGGUGAACGGCAAGGUGAAGGAAGUUGUACUGUAGAGGAAGUCAUUUGCCAGAUCAAGCAUGCAUUCUCAGACUUUAUCGGUGCCCAAAUGUUACUCGAGUCACCUGCGUUCUCUGUUAUCAGUCAUUGGGCACUUGUUAGGACCUAUUAGGCAAUAGGCACUAUGAAGACAGUUGUGUUGUGCGUAUGUGUCUCCUGUAGUAGAUGAGCAUAUUGCUGCCUCCGCUCGUAAACAAAUAUAAGACGUUUCAGAUCACUUAGAACGCCUUAUAUUUGUUUACAGAUGGAGUAGCAACUACCAGUAAGCAAAGCAAACCUUGGAUUUA